CUAGCAACUCAUCGCGAUUUGUUCAAACCAAGAGGCCUAAAUUUCUGGCUCCUUUCAUUUUCAAAAUUUCUUAAUUUUUUUCCGAGUUUAUAAUUAUACUUCGUAUUUUCUAAUUAUGAAUCAUUCCUUUGAAUUUCAACCUUAAAAUCCUCGAAUUUCCUCUAAAUCAAUGGACAUUGUGACUGGAGAUCGGUACCUUGAGUACCUAGUAAAAUUCGUACAAAAAAACGCAGGCGGAUUAAUCGACGGAACCCUAAUUCUGAAGCUCAAUCCAGUUGGUCUUCACUACGUUCAAUCCAGAUUAGAAGCGCUACGCGAACUGGAGGGAUUGAUUGCCGGAGCUCCGGUUGAUUAUCUUCGAGCUUACGUUUCCGAUCUCGGCGAUCACCGGGCUUUGGAGCAGCUCCGUCGUAUUCUAUGCCGUCUUUCGUCCUUGAAGAUUGUAUCUGUAUUGUCUCCACCUUCAAGGGAUCCAACGCCUUUGUCGUUACUUGCUUUUGGGAGAUUGAAGGUUUUGGAGCUCCGUGGUUGUGAUCUUUCUACUUCAACUGCUAAAGGAUUGCUUGAACUGAGACAUACUUUGGAGAAACUUAUUUGUCAUAAUUCCACUGAUGCUUUACGUCAUGUGUUUGCUAGUAGAAUUGCUGACAUAAAAGAAUCAGCCCAAUGGAACCGGUUAUCGCUUGUAUCCUGUGCAUGUAAUGGUUUGAUUCUUAUGGAUGAGUCAUUACAGCUUCUUCCAGCUGUUGAAACCCUUGACCUUAGUCGAAACAAGUUUGCAAAAGUUGAUAAUCUACGGAAGUGUACGAGAUUGACACACCUGGAUCUGGGAUUUAAUCAACUUCGAUCAGUUGCAUCAUUUAGUGAGGUCACAUGCCAUAUAUUAAAACUUGUUUUGAGGAGUAAUGCAUUGUCUACUUUACGAGGGAUCGAGAAUUUGAAAUCUUUAGACGGACUUGAUGUCUCUUACAACAUCAUCUCUAACUAUGGGGAGCUAGAGGUCCUUUCAGGCCUUCCUUCUCUGAAAAACAUUUGGCUUGAAGGAAAUCCUCUCUGUUGUGCACGAUGGUAUCGGCCACAAGUUUUCAGCUAUUUCCUUCAUCCUGAACAAGUAAAAUUAGAUGACAAAGAAAUGAGCACAAAAGAGUUUUGGAAGAGGCAGAUAAUAAUUGCAAGGAGGCAGAGACGGCCAGCAAGCUAUGGAUUUUACUUUCCUGCUAGGGAAGAAAAUGAAGUGGGAAGACUUAUAAAUGGAAAAACGAAGAAACUCUCUCGCCUUGCAUGCAUUGAAAGUGAAGAGCUUGGGAUGAACAUGAUCUUUGAGCAAGAUUCAUUGUCCUGUGAUAAUGAUAUGCAUGGUGGAGAGGAGGAUGUUUCCGAUAAAGAAGGUGAACUAAGUAGUUUGAUUAACAGAAUUGAGUCUAUGAAGAAAGAACGUCCUAAGCCAUUGUUGGAGGAAUUCAAGGAUUUGAUGGAUCAGGGAUCUGAGAAUGGGGUUGAUGAAAUAAAGAAUAGCCAUGCUGCUCUGGCUUUUGGUAACAGCAAUUUCAGAGACACGUCUAGCUGGAGGCAUAUUGGAGAGAGUUCAAGAUACAUGGAAUACGAAUCAGACUCGAUCAUAAAUUCAGAAGAUGAUAGGGGUACAAAUGCUAAGGAAACUAAUAGCUCCCUUGCUAGUUCUUCUGCUGGCAAUUAUGGUUAUCAAUGGCUUCAUUCUGCUGCUGAAAAUGGGGAAUCAAAGCCUCGAAUAUUUACAAGUGCUUUAGAUGAAGAUCUUUUGAAGUUCUAUUUUCCUCAAGGGAAAAAGUUUCUACAAAUAGCAGAUUUUAACUCUGCUACAUCUGGUACCGAUGUUCUUGAUGGUGAUGAGUUAAACGCUGGUGUCAAUAGUACACAGUUGACUUCCAUCAAUAGCAUUAAGGAUGUAACAACCUCCUCUGGACCUCCAGUAUCACCUCCACACUAUGAAGAGGAUAUUCUCUGUCGCCGCCACUACUUGGAGGAAGAAUUUUUUCAGGUGUCUGCUGAGUCCUUAUCUGCCGCUUCCUCUGACAGCAAUACUAGCUGUGAUGAAGAGGAUGGACGCGAAAGUAUGCCGCUAUUCCCCGAAACUGAAAAUAUUAUUGGUGAAGACGGAUCAACUCGAGAUAUCAAUGGGAGAUUUGCCUCCCUCUUAACCAAGGGUGAUGAUGUACUUCAUGUUCCUGAGGUAGGACAAGGGUGGGGUUCACGAGAUUUCUCCGUGCAGCAGUCCACCAGGAAACUUGGUGGGAAUGAUUGUUCUUUGGAGUUGUGCUGUGGUAAUGAACCUCUUGUUGGGAAAAAUGAUGAAGAUGCUAUCUCUUCCAAAAAGAAAGAUGCUGAAUGUCACGAAAAGAAAAACCCUAAAAGGAAACCAAAAAAAAGAGUUGUUUCACUGUCAGAUAGCUUUAGUUCUUGCGAAAAUGAUAUAAAAGAUGGACAACAGAAGCAAACUGUGAACGAUAUGUGUUGCAUAGGAAGUGCUUGUGGAAAGGUGAACUCAGUACCUAUGCAUCAUGAGUCUGGUGGAGUCCUAGCUAAAUCAAAGCAUGCAGUUUUGAAAGCUGGUGACCACAUUGAAGAUUACUUCAAUUCACUAGUUGCAGAUACUACCAUUCCCGAGACUUGCAAGCAGUACAUUAUCUGCAAUGGCGUAGUUGGGAGGAAGCCCAUGUGGAGCGAAAGUUUAUUUUGGCAACUGGCCAACUGCAGACAGGUAGCUGUUGUGCUAAGCAGUGAAUGGAAGUUGUAUGUGAUUCUUCUUGAUGGCAUGCUUGAUGGGUCAGGUGAUAACGUGAGUCUAUUGAUUUCACACAAGGUUGAAGACGUGAGCGAGGUGUUGAUUGGGCUGGGACUUCUGGUUAUUUGGGUUUAUAUUGAUGAGGAUACAUCGUAUCUGUUGAUUACAAGAUGCAAGGAGAAAACAAUGCAUUUACUUUUCAUGAUAGGAUUAAUUUCACGUGGAGAAAUAAAUAAAUGUUCUGUUAGGAGUUUGGAUCAGCUGCAGCUGAACUUGUUCGAUAGACAAAUAGGUGGAAGCUCAGGAAUCAGCAUUUAUCAAUAUUGUAUGGUGCUUUUCUGGCACAAUAUUAAGAGAGAAGAGGAUUGGGUAUGCAGAUCACUUUUUGUUAUUGGGGGACAUCUAGUUGUAUGCAUUGAGGAUUUUUUCCACUUCAGCUCACUUUCAGAACAUGCAGAUGCUGCCUCGUAUUUCUUGCUCGAUACUUGCUGCUCAAUUGCUAAUGUGUCUGAGAUGGUCAUUGAAACCAAAGAGAACCUGUAUGCGACCUUGACUCUUAGAGAAGACUCCACAGUAUCCUGUCUUUCACCUAUAUUUGACAAUAUGAAAUUAAGAGCUGGAUAUCAGAAUGGAAGUAUGGUUUCCGGAGCUAAGAAAUGGAAGAUGAAGUGGUUUUCUGCAGAAAGUUUAAGCAAGUUUGUUACGUUGGUGAAGGCAAUUCACAGAGGAAUGACUAUCAAAUCUGUCCAUAACCUAUAGUUCAUAGGUGGUAGAUUUUCUUCAUUUUGUUUCCCUCCCUCAUUUAAUUCAAAUAUUUCCAUAGGAUGUGUUCUUUUCAUGUGAAUAAGCGAGUUGCUUAAGAGAUUAACAAGUGCUUACUUCUCUUUUACUUUUGCCUGUUAUAUAAUGUGUAAGUAAAGAAUAAAGAAGGAAAAAGAAGUAUUGGGAAAUGAUUUGUGACUGAGUAAAUAUUAUCGUUUCUCUAGUUUAGAGAUGUCGAUUUUGUUUC
Molecule: messenger RNA, 3770 nt
Organism: Spinacia oleracea (spinach)
Lineage: Eukaryota; Viridiplantae; Streptophyta; Magnoliopsida; Caryophyllales; Amaranthaceae
Exons: 11
Coding region: 170-3520 (1116 amino acids)
Cellular component (GO): cytoplasm
Molecular function (GO): protein binding
Source: RefSeq, a predicted model, not a curated record